UUGUUUUUCAAAAUUUUUUGAAUUUAUGCUAGUAAUAAAUAAUACUCUGAGGCAUAUGAAAAUGCAGCUAAAUUCAAGGUGACGUAGAGGCAAUGGAUACUGUGAAGAACGUCAAAAGCCGGCAAGUCAAUGUAUCGAUAGACGAUGAAAUCUCAUGUCAGGAUCAGGAGGACAACAGCAGGCUCGAUCGAUCCGACCGAUCGGCAGUUGCUGAAAGUGAGCAUGAUCAUCAUCCCGGCAAGCUGAUAAGCUCGGAUUUCUCCGUGACAUCACGGAAGAUGGAUCCUUACAAAGAACUUGAGCUUUACCUCGCCAAAGUCAUAGAGGAAAUAGAUAAUAUUAUAGUGCCUUCACUUCCAGGCGAAUCGGUAGAGGCAUCUGGAGAAAGUAAGUUGACGAGUAAGAAAUUUGAAACAAAGUGUCCACCGGACAAAUCGAUUGUGACCAAUCAACUGUCACCAACUAAUAAGACAUUGUCUGUCUAUGUAAAGUCAUUGAAUGCUCGUUCGAAAGUUAAUGUUGUUGAAACUCCAGUGAUUCAAUACCGAGACUUGUUGAGUGAAUUUGGAAUUUCUGAUGAUGAUAGUGUUGAUGAAGAAUCGAAGAAUUUUAGCAAAGUAGAAGCAAAUAAUAACUGGAAUUUAAAAGAUGAGAUAUCGCUACCUGUGAAUAAUGAUAAUAUUGAUAAUAAUAAUAAACAAGGCUGUCUGAACUCAGAUUAUGAUGAGCCCAAAGAUAUGAUUCCAACAUGUUUAAGGUUAAAUAGAAAAAGUGGUAGUGAGCCAGGUAUACCAGAUGGAAGAAUGAUAAGAAAAGAGAACCAAACAAUAAGAUUUAAUUAUGAUGAAAUUAAUGAUGGAAUAUGGGAUGAUGAAAAAUGUAAUAGUUCUAGUCUACCGGCAAACCUCGAGUUUGUAAAAAUACAAGAGACUUCGAGGUGUUGCGAGAUUGUUCAGGUAAAACCAAAGAAAAUAUUAGAUAUAAGUUUCAAGUCGUUAAGAAGAAGAGGGUCGACUAAUGAGAAUGAAGGAAAUAGUCCAAAAAUGCCACCUAAACAUAGUGAAUCUCGACAUCGAAAAAACACCGUAACUCCAGUGAGUUUGAUUAAAUGUAAAUUACCAACAGGUACACUCCAGAGAGCCUUUAAAGUACCUGAAAAACAUUCACAAGAUCACAAUAAUGUUCUGAUUGAAAGUGAUGAUAAUUUAAUGUUAAAAUUCAAGUCACCGAAUGAAAAUUUUCACAAGUCUGUGCCAGUUUCUUCAUCAGAAGAUAAAAGUCUUCCUCCUUUCUCCAAAAUUCUCCGAAAAAAACAUUCUUUCGUCAAUAAAAAUAAUGUCAAUGAUGCAAUUCUCGUCAGGGUAUCAUCAUUGCCAGAUCAAGAUCUUCUGGACAUCUCCAAAGACCGACUGAAUGGAAAGACUCAUAAUUUUAGCGACAAUUUAUUUUCUAAGAAAAAGAGGGCAAUUUCUCCCUUUACUUUGCGAUCUGAUAUCAUCGCCAAAAGACUGUCAGAGUCAGAUAAAGAUAUUAAUCAAAUAAGUCCUGUUAAACUAAACGCGGUAUUUUUUCCUGUAAUGAAAGACGAUGAAGUUAAUUCACAGAACGACAGAAACAUUUCGGAUAUCAGUACUGAAAGCGACAGAUCGGAGGAUGUUAAAGGGGACUAUAUUGGAGCAUUUGAUUGUGUAGAUACGGACUCUCGUACGUCUCCAGUAAUUUCUCGUAGUUCAAAUUCUCUCUGGGUCAAUGAUUGUGAAUCAUUAAGAGAAGUAUCACAGUUAGAUAGUGAGUCUUUACACGACGAAGUUACGCUCGAUCCAGCAUCACCACACGACACCGUUGAUGAAGACAACAGAUCAUCCUCCUCAUCGCAGGAUCUUGUUCAAAGCAUGGAUGAAAUAUCUUCUGGUAGUAUCUCGCCGGAUACAAUAGACCGAGCUUCACCUUUAGAAAGUGGAAUUGGUACAGCAAGUCCUCCACGAAGUACAGAUCGACAAUCUGCAAAACCGUCAAUCAGUAACAAACAUCAUCGCAAAGAGACGUGGGAAAAGUUACGAAAACGAAGUUUCAAAUCAAACAACACACGUUCAGUAAAAGGAUCAACGGAUGUGUGGGUUCGGAGAGAAAGUAUUCAUGUCCAAACGCCUAGAUGUGAUAAUGGAGGCUCUCAAGAAGCUGUCGAUAGUAGUAGUGGAAUUGAUGAUACAUUGCCUAGAAAAAAGUCACCACGACCAUCACACCUUCCUUUAGGUCUAGCGAUGACAGGCAGUAGUUCCCUAAGUUCAGCAGAAAUGCUUGAGUCGCAAAUCCCAUCGUCACCGUCCACUGCCAGUCUUCAGCUCAACUAUGAGCCACUUACGAUGGAAUUAAGUGAAAAAAGUAAUAGUGCACCAUUCCUUGAAAAUAAUAAUGUGGAAAAAACCACAGAAAUCAAUGAGACUGUCCAGUUGCCAUGUUCUCAAUCUAACAAUCGACUUUCUGAAAUCGAGGCUCAGGAGGCAUGUAAAUGGCUACGAGCAGCUGGCUUUCCACAAUAUGCACAAAUGUAUGAAG
Molecule: messenger RNA, 2556 nt
Organism: Chelonus insularis
Lineage: Eukaryota; Metazoa; Arthropoda; Insecta; Hymenoptera; Braconidae
Exons: 8
Biological process (GO): actin cytoskeleton organization; regulation of Rho protein signal transduction
Molecular function (GO): GTPase activator activity
Source: RefSeq, a predicted model, not a curated record